Molecule: messenger RNA, 771 nt
Organism: Atta colombica
Lineage: Eukaryota; Metazoa; Arthropoda; Insecta; Hymenoptera; Formicidae
Exons: 7
Source: RefSeq, a predicted model, not a curated record
AUGCACAAGCUGGGACAUUGCGGCGGGACAUGCGCUGAAAUAAUCUCGCAUCAUUUAGAAAUAUGCGAGUGCUUCGAUCAUGAAGAAGGCGAUGCUGAAGAAUACAUAACCGACUUCAAGCAUCGUGCUGGAAUUUCGAAUUGCUGUGCGAUUGCGCAUUGUGGGGGACAGCCGUUAAGCCGACUUAGUUUGAGACAAUGACGUCCAGCCGAACAAGCGAUUAAUGAAGUCGUAUCAGCACGAAAAGCACAAAUCGAGGUCAUGCAGGAUUACCUACGUAAUAAACGGAACAUCCCCAUGGUUAUAUUAUCAUCUUCCCUUUUAUUUCACCACGAUGAGGAGAAAGAGGAAGAAGUUAUAAUGGAGAGAGAAGAGAAAGAGAAAGAGAGGGAAGUGAAUAACGGCGGUAAUAUUUCGGAAGUGGAAAGCGGCAAUAUCUCGGAAAUAGAAGAGGUACAAGAAGCUUUGGGAGAAGAAGAAAAAGACGUGAAUGAAAGAGAGAAAGAGAGUAAGGAGGAGGAGGAGGAGAAGGAAAAGGAAGCUACCAUUCUCAUGAUGUUGAAGAACAACAUACUAAAAGCUCUUUUAAUCGGAGGAUUCCCUUAUUACCGUUGUAUUCCCUUAUUAGACGAAAGUGGUGGGAAUGCGCAGUUGUUUGACGAUACGAGCAUACCCUUGUAUUUAUAUCAUGAUAUGGAUAUACAUACGAUGAUAGGGGUACAUACGAGCACAAUGAAUCGCAUUAUGCAGCAAUCACGCCGAACGCUGUAA